Malaya genurostris is the source of this 2038-nucleotide messenger RNA. RefSeq names its product vesicle-associated membrane protein 2-like. Gene Ontology annotation, biological process: vesicle-mediated transport; vesicle fusion. Bases 209 to 742 code for a protein of 177 amino acids. The record is from RefSeq and is a predicted model, not a curated record. Gene Ontology annotation, cellular component: SNARE complex; plasma membrane. The transcript has 6 exons. Gene Ontology annotation, molecular function: SNAP receptor activity; syntaxin binding. Lineage: Eukaryota; Metazoa; Arthropoda; Insecta; Diptera; Culicidae.
ACGAAGCUGGUCCUGCCUUAGACGAACGGUGACCAACGAGGUAGUCGGACACGUACCCUUUCGAUUUUGGGUAGCCUCGAGUGAAAAGGAAUACCAAGAACAGGAAGAACCGGUGGAAGAAACAACGGGAAAAGUUUUCAGAAUAGAAAAUUCACCAAUAAAAGAUUCAAAAAGUAAGAAUUACGAGUGAAAAGGUUAUCUUCUUGUGAUGAGCGCUGAACCAGGAAAAGAUGGAGCUCCAGAUGGACUUGCUCCACCAGCGGGUGAGCCGAAUGCCGACGGAAUCGUUGGUGGACCAAGAACUCCCCAGCAGAUUGCAGCACAGCGACGACUUCAGCAGACGCAGUGCCAGGUUGAUGAGGUUGUGGAUAUCAUGAAAACAAACGUAGAGAAAGUUCUGGAGCGAGAUCAGAAACUAUCGGAACUGGACGACCGAGCCGAUGCCUUGCAACAAGGAGCCUCCCAGUUUGAGCAGCAAGCUGGUAAACUUAAGAAUAAAUUUUGGUUGCAGAAUCUUAAGAUGAUGAUAAUUAUGGGUGUAAUUGGUCUAGCCGUUCUCGGUCUUCUUGUGUUGAAAUUCAUGCCAGCUGAGCAGCCCCAGCAACCGAUGAUGGCUGGCCAAUACCCGAUGCAGCAGAUACCAAUGCAGGUCCAAGCUGGCCAGGCGGCUCCGGCUGCACCAGCUGGACUCGUACAGGAUGUCGCCACGUUAGUUUCCAGCCAGCGCCGAAUCGUGAAUUAAUACCGACAAUCUGGUGAGCGGUUAAUCAAAGCGAUUUGAAGGUGUUUAGCUAAAAGUAUAUAAAUAAUACAACUACAGUUGUUUGGUCAGUGAAUGCAGAACAAUUUUAAUUACAUAAACAUGUAACGUUCUAAAAAUAAACUAAACUUUUCCUUCAUAAUACUUCAAAUACAAUUUCACAUACAAUACAAAACAGUGUUAAAACAAGGAGCUUUUUAACCCCUUUGCUGCGGUUUAACCGGAUUGAUUUGGACUGUAAAUACGACUUAUGUUGAAUUUUGCCUGAAUAUACAGCACAAGAUUAGGUAUUGCACUCUUCGCUUACAUUAUUACAUUACGUGAAUUGUUAUUCAAAUAUUUAGUAACAUUGGUUACAUAGUGACAUGCGAGUUAGUUUUUACUUUCAGCAAAGCUAGGUUGUUUGAAUACAACAUCAUCGAAUAAAUGUAUACUUAUAAUGUUACUGAACUCUAAAACGACACAUUUGGAAGAUGGGAUUUUUUCGCGAAUGAAAUUUAUAGGUAAACAAAGCAAUCAUGCCCGAAUUGCGAUGUUUCGCAAAACAUCAAACAUGUUUCGGUUGACAUAAUAGGAGAACAUUGCGAUCGGCAAAAAAGCGAACAAAACACUGUAAAGUUCCAACGAAAUAAGCGAACACAAUUCCAUACUAUAACACGUUGCUUUGUUUGUUGAGGAAAAGUAUAAGAAUAAAAUUAAAAUAAAACAGUUAUAGAAUUGAAGUUUAUGGAAACACAAAUCUACCAUAGGACACAGUAACUAAAAAUGCCGACAAAGGAUAUUAGAACGAUAUAAUCAUUAGCAAACGAAUCCAAGAAUCAGUUUUGUAGCUAUAGUUUGUUUCACAAUUCAAUACCAACUCCUUUAUAAUGGUAAUGGGGAGUUUUAGUGGCACAUCCAGCACAUGGCGCUUCUUAGCAUUCCACCUGGCGCAAAGCAUCCCCGAGUGGUAUUUUUAUAUGUAUCAACGGUAUUUUAAACAUGAUUUUUUUCAGUUCAAGAAAUGGAUUUAUAAUUUUUUUCACCUUAUCUAGUCAAAAGCGAAUUACUGACUUCAUACCACAUGGAUCAGGGUAAGAACCACAAUUAUAUGGAAUACUCUAGUAUUAUGCUAUAUUUAGUAAAGGAAUGGUGUGAUGUUACAAAAUAGUCAUGUUUUCUAAACCACACCAAUUUUCAAAUAAUUUGAACGUAGUACAUUUUUUAAUCUAAACCAUGUAUUGAGAACCUAGUAAGUUCAAGUUCUAUGAAUCAUAAUAAAAGCCACAACUAAUAAUA